AUGUCCAGCUCUUCUGCUCCCUCUCUUGCUGCUCCGUCCCUUUGCUGGGGCCCCUCGGCGUCUGCAACAUUUGAUGAAUCGAAAGUCCCGCAGCGGAUGCAGCAGCAGCAGCAGCAGCAGCAGCAGCAGCAGCAGCUGCAGCAGCAGCAGCUGCUGCAGCAGCAGCAGCUGAGGCGCAGGAGCUCGGGAGAACUGCAGAAUCGAGGAGAGUGGGUUGCGGGAGGCAGCAGCAGCAGCAGCACUUUGCCAGAGACUGCAGCAGAUGCAGCACCAGCAGCAGCAAAAGUUCCACAAAGCUCGUGGCCUCCUCCGCAGCAGCUGCAGCAGCCGGAAGAGCUACAGCAGCAGCAGCAGCAGCAGCAGCAGCAGCAGCGGGAAGCAGCAGCAGCAGCAGCAGAGCCAAUCGAAGCAAUCGCGUCUCCCUCCUCCUCCUUAGACACAAGCCGCAGUUGUUCGUCUUACGGCUCUAGCCUUUCUUCCUACCGGUCCCCCUCAGCAGCAGCAGCAGCAGCAGCAGCAGCAGCAGCAGCAGCAGGCCGCAACCGGCGGCCCUCUUUCGUGCCCUGCAUUUCAACAGCAAAGGCAGGAGCUGGCUCCUGGAUGGGCGGCCACAAAGACCCUUCAGAGUAUCCUGUGGGAAACUGA
Eimeria necatrix is the source of this 645-nucleotide messenger RNA. RefSeq lists its product as hypothetical. Lineage: Eukaryota; Apicomplexa; Conoidasida; Eucoccidiorida; Eimeriidae. The coding region runs from base 1 to 645 and encodes 214 amino acids. The record is from RefSeq and is a predicted model, not a curated record. The transcript is spliced from 2 exons.